UUUGGCCUUGUGGGGAGGUGUAGCAGGUCGGUAGAGGGAGACUGUGCUGGCGGAAGAGGCUCGGCGGCUGAUGGCGGCUCAGGCUCGGAAGCCUCUCUAACAUUCCCCUCUCCUCAAGAGUUCCUCACUCGAUUCGCAAUGACAUCCUUUCAAGAAGUUCCACUGCAGACUUCCAACUUUGCCCAUGUCAUCUUUCAAAAUGUGGCCAAGAGCUAUCUUCCUAAUGCACACCUAGAAUGUCAUUAUACCUUAACUCCAUAUAUCCAUCCCCAUCCAAAAGAUUGGGUUGGUAUAUUCAAGGUUGGAUGGAGUACUGCUCGUGAUUAUUACACGUUUUUAUGGUCUCCUGUGCCUGAACAUUAUGUAGAAGGAUCAACAGUCAAUUGUGUGUUAGCAUUUCAAGGAUAUUACCUUCCAAAUGAUGAUGGAGAAUUUUAUCAGUUCUGUUAUGUUACCCAUAAGGGUGAAAUUCGUGGAGCAAGUACACCUUUUCAGUUUCGAGCUUCUUCUCCAGUUGAAGAGUUGCUUACUAUGGAAGAUGAAGGAAAUUCUGACAUGUUGGUGGUGACCACAAAAGCUGGCCUUCUUGAGUUGAAAAUUGAGAAAACCAUGAAAGAAAAAGAAGAACUGUUAAAGUUAAUUGCUGUUCUGGAAAAAGAAACAACACAACUUCGAGAACAAGUUGGAAGAAUGGAAAGAGAACUUAACCAUGAGAAAGAAAGAUGUGACCAGCUGCAAGCAGAGCAAAAGGUUCUUUUUGAAGUCUCACAAAGUUUAAAAAUGGAAAAUGAAGAAUUUAAGAAGAGUUACAAUGAUGCUACAUCCAAAGCCCUCCAGCUUGAGGAAGAUAUUGUGUCAGUCACACAUAAAGCGAUUGAAAAAGAAACUGAAUUAGACAGUUUAAAGGACAAACUCAGAAAGGCACAAUAUGAAAAAGAACAGCUUGAAUGUCAGUUGAAGACAGAAAAGGAUGAGAAGGAACUUUAUAAGGUACAUUUGAAGAAUACAGAAAUAGAAAAUACCAAGCUUGUGUCAGAGGUCCAGACUUUAAAGAAUUUAGAUGGGAACAAAGAAAACAUGAUUACUCAUUUCAAAGAAGAGAUUAGCAGACUGAAGUUCUGUUUGACUGAAAAGGAGAAUCUACAGAGGGCUUUCUUGCUUACAACCUCAACUAAGGAAGAUACAGUUUUUUUCAAGGAGCAACUUCGUAAAGCAGAGGAACAGGUUCAGGCAACUCGGCAGGAAGCUGUCUUUCUGGCUAAAGAACUUAGCGAUGCUGUAAACGUGCGGGAUAAGACGAUGGCAGAUCUGCACACUGCACGCUUGGAAAAUGAGAGAGUGAAAAAGCAGUUAGCUGAUGCAGUGGCAGAGCUUAAACUAAGUGCUGUGAGAAAAGACCAGGAAAAGACUGAUACACUGGAACACGAACUGAGAAGAGAAGUUGAAGAUCUGAAACUUCGUCUUCAGAUGGCAGCAGAUCAUUACAAAGAAAAAUUCAAGGAAUGCCAGAGGCUCCAAAAACAAAUAAACAAACUUUCAGACCAAUCAGCUAAUAACAGUAGUGUCUUCACAAAGAAAAUUGGGAGUCAGCAGAAAGUGAAUGAUGCCUCAAUAAACACAGACCCAGCUACUACUGCCUCUACGCUUGAUGUAAAGCCACCACCUUCUACAGCUGAGAUAGAUUUUGACAAUCUAACUAAGGGACAAGUCUCUGAAAUGACCAAAGAAAUUGCUGCAGAAAAGUAUAAUAAAUGUAAACAACUCUUGCAGGAUGAGAAAACAAAAUGCAAUAAAUAUGCUGAUGAACUUGCAAAAAUGGAGCUGAAAUGGAAAGAACAAGUGAAAAUUGCUGAAAAUGUGAAACUAGAACUAGCUGAAGUAGAGGAGAAUUACAAACUUCAGUUGGCAGAGAAGGACGAAAAGAUAAAUGGUCUAACUUCAUAUUUGGAAAACCUCUCCAGGGAGAAGGAACUUAAAAGGAGUAUAGAAAAUCAAGCAGAAAGGAAAUUGGAGGGUCAGAAUUCCCAGAGUCCUCAGCAGAUCUCACAGUGUUUCAACACAAGCUCAGAGCAAAAUGGUCAUGUUCCUGCAGUGCCAGAUACACAACCAGUUCUGCAGUUUGGUAAUCCUUAUGCAACACAGGAAACAAGAGAUGGAGCAGAUGGUGCUUUUUACCCAGAUGAAAUCCAAAGGCCACCUGUGAGAGUACCCUCUUGGGGACUGGAAGAUAAUGUUGUCUGCAGCCAGCCUGCCCGAAAUCUAAGUCGACCUGAUGGUUUAGAAGACCCUGAGGAUAGUAAAGAAGAUGAGAAUGUGCCCACUGCCCCUGAUCCUCCAAGUCAGCAUUUACGUGGCCAUGGAACAGGCUUUUGCUUUGAUCCCAGCUUUGAUGUUCAGAAGAAAUGUCCACUCUGUGAAUUAAUGUUCCCUCCCAACUACGAUCAGAGCAAAUUUGAAGAACAUGUUGAAAGUCACUGGAAGGUGUGCCCAAUGUGCAGCGAGCAGUUCCCUCCUGACUAUGACCAGCAGGGGUUUGAAAGGAGCAGAAUUCAUGUAUCGUUGGAAUCCUUUAAAAGGUGUGAGUCUAGGGCAAAACAGUAUUGGGCAGUCAGAUAUCAGGACAUGGCAGACCUGGGAUGCAGCGGUAAUGAAGACUCCAUGUUUUAAGCUUCUGGAUAGGUUAUAUGCUAAGCAGAAUAUAUUCAGGUAAAAUAUGUUCAAUGAUAUGAACAUUUUUGUUCCAUCAGUUAAUAAUUAUGGACCAUACUAACCUAAAAGUAUCCUUUGAAUAUUAUAGUGCUACUACCAGUGAAAUGAAAUUGUUCAUCAUACUAACCUAGGCAAAACAUUGAUGAAAUCUACAUGUCAGCUGAAUUCUGCCCCCACCCAAAAAAGGCAGCCUUAGAACAAGGUACUGAAUGGAUAUAUUCGUUUCUGUGGCAAACUUGAUACUGGUCUUUAUAAUGGAUGCUAAUGAAAAUAAAGAGCCAUGUUUAUUUUGGGUCA
Messenger RNA from Lagenorhynchus albirostris (white-beaked dolphin), 3006 nucleotides. It is a transcript of the gene TAX1BP1, whose product is annotated as Tax1 binding protein 1. Lineage: Eukaryota; Metazoa; Chordata; Mammalia; Artiodactyla; Delphinidae. Bases 139 to 2667 code for a protein of 842 amino acids. The record is from RefSeq and is a predicted model, not a curated record. The transcript is spliced from 19 exons. Gene Ontology annotation, biological process: negative regulation of apoptotic process.